This is a messenger RNA of Hyaloscypha bicolor E, 1666 nucleotides long. Its product is annotated as HET-domain-containing protein. The transcript is spliced from 4 exons. The record is from RefSeq and is a predicted model, not a curated record. The annotation marks the transcript as partial. Lineage: Eukaryota; Fungi; Ascomycota; Leotiomycetes; Helotiales; Hyaloscyphaceae.
GUGGAUCAUCAUCCAACAUAUGACAGCUUCAUCAACGCCGUUGUCAAGGGCUGCUACAUCUGUGUGCUGUUGUGGGAGCGCAUUCCGCAAGACGCCAAGAUGGCAUUGCCUACAUUGUGCAACUUCCCCCAAUACGAACCGACAGUUGACGCAGGCCCGAAUACCAAUUCAAGUGCGGCCUGGGCCUGUAUCGCUAGGUGGCUUGAGAGCUGCUCCAAGCACCAUGCUUCAUGUCGGCAUCCAGAUCAGUCCCCAUACGCAUCACGAUAUCCUACGAGACUCCUGGAUGUUGGUGCCAACGAUAGCGGCAACAAUAAUAUUAAGCUCCAAUUUUUGCUCGAACUGCCUGCUGUUCCAAAAACCUUCGGAGAUGCCAUUGUUGUGGCUCGGAAACUCCACAUUCGGUACUUGUGGAUCGACAGUUUGUGCAUAAUCCAAGAUGACCCAGAAGACUGGCAAACUGAGUCUCUGCUGAUGGAUCAAGUCUAUAAGAAUGCUCUUUUGAAUAUCGCCGCUACUGCAGCGUCUGAUAGUCGUGGGGGGUUAUUUCAUUCCAGACCUCACUUAGUUCCUUGUUGUCAGAUAAAACUUGGAGAAGAAUGGUUUCGCUUUUUUGACACAUCUCUGUUCAUUGCUGAGGUAGAAAACUCUCCGCUCCUGCAGAGAGCCUGGGUGCUCCAAGAACGUCUCCUCGCGCCGAGGGUCUUGCACUUUGGCCGCAAGCAGUUGUUCUGGGAGUGUAACGAGUUAUGCGCCUCCGAGACAUUCCCAGAUGGACAACCACCUGGAGGAAUCCAAAAUGGCACACAGCAGAUCCGUGCUAGAAUCAGUGCAAUGGUGCCUAAGUCGGAAUCGAUAACGAAAGGACACGAACGAGAAGUACUUGAAAUUUGGCGCUCUAUAUUAUUUCUGUACACAAGGUCGAACCUAACCUUCGGAACUGACAAACUACGCGCCUUGGCAGGAAUUGUAAAACAUAUCCAGCCUCUCUUUGGAAACACCUACCGUGUAGGUAUUUGGAAGGAUAGCAUCAUACUCCUCCUUGGGUGGUAUUGCUUCAGUGGGAGCUUGCGUCGAUUGCUACCAAGACCGGUAGAAUAUCGUGCUCCAACUUGGUCCUGGUCGUCAACAGACAACCCCAUCACCUUUUGGCUCCCGUUUCCUCGUUCUGAGACUGUCUUUGACUUGAAAGUAUUAGCGUUCGAGACCACUACAAUAGGAGACGACACUGCCAUGCGUAACGGUAGUGGUUACCUGCUUGUAGAAGGACCGCUCAACUUAGUCACAAUUGACAAGAACUGGAUGCAUUUUAUCGUUGACGGGAGACCGAUCACCUUAAGUAGAAGUGGCCGUGACGGGCCUUGGCUAGACGAGGACACGGAACUAGCGAUGGAUCUUUACUGUCUACCUCUCCACCAUACCGUUGUGCCCAAAAACAGGGUUGCUGGUGAAUACGACGAUAUGAACUCAGGUUCAGUAGAGGACGGAAACACCUACCUUAUUAGCUUUCUGCUACUUAAGCCAAAAGGUGAUUAUCUUGGUUUUUAUACCCGUUGUGGAGUUUGGCGUUCAGAAGGUACGGAGGGGCUGUUGCGUGUUCAAACUGGACGUGAAGCUCCGUGCCAGGAAUUCAUUGGGCUAGAGAGGGGUCAUAGAAUUAGGAUUU